Molecule: messenger RNA, 1279 nt
Organism: Aspergillus brunneoviolaceus CBS 621.78
Lineage: Eukaryota; Fungi; Ascomycota; Eurotiomycetes; Eurotiales; Aspergillaceae
Product: SRR1 family protein
Exons: 2
Coding region: 78-1064 (328 amino acids)
Source: RefSeq, a predicted model, not a curated record
CGCAACACCGCAGCACCGCAGCACCAGCAACCCCAAAACACCACCCUUGCACCCUACAAUCAACAUCAACAAUCAAAAUGCCACACACCUCCCGCAAAAAGAAGCCCACCACCAGCACCAGCACCGGCCCCACCAAACGCACCACAAUCACCGACGCGACCGGCUGGACGCACGUCACGACGACAGGCAACGCCCAUCGCGCGCAUCGCCAACACCGUCCACAAUCCCACCCACACCCACACCCACAGCCAGAACAACAACCACAACAACCAGAACUACUCACCCCGGCCGAAGCCCCCAAAUUCCUCACCCUCCCCUCCCUACUCACGCAAUACCACACCCACCGCACGAAAUGGACCGCCUCCACCACCGCCGCGACGCUGACCGCGACGGUGCGGCGGGAGUUUUGCCUCGAGCAUGAACAACAACACCAACAAGAACAAGAACCAGCCCUACCAGAAACAACCCGAGAAGAACCGCAGACGCAAACAGAACCACACCUGGAACCAGAACAAACACAGAGAACAGAACAAGGAGCGCAAUCCACCACCCCCACCACCCCAAGAAUAACCAAUAUAAUCUGCAUCGGCCUCGGCAGUCCGAGCGGCUUCCUGCGCGGGGGAUGGGUGGAUCGUCGCAGCGUCUCGCUCUACCAACUCAAUGCGUUGAUGAGUGUGGUGGAGUGUUUGACUGCGAAUCCAACAACAUCCACAGUCCAAAUCUACGCCCAAGAUCCCGUCUUCAACGCGCUCGAUCGCCAACUCCUUGCCGCCCUGGGGAUCACCGUCGUGGAGCAUCCGGACGGGUUCGGGAAGGUCAACUCAAAUUCGCUGCUGUUCUGUCCCGGGGCGGAGAAGGCGCAUCUCGAGGUGCUGCUGGCGCGGAAUCCGGCGGGGGUGGUUGGCGGGCCCUUGGAGGAUACGGGCUCCGACGGGAUCGAGCGGUUCGUGGCGCGGACCGGGUCGGUGCGGUUGCCGCGGUUUGAGGAGCUGAAGGAGGCGUUUUGGGAGAUGCGAGUCUAUCAUUAUACCCAGCCGAUCGAGGAAGAAAACCGCGAAGACUGAUGGGUGAGAAAGGAGUAGUGUGGAAAACCAAACCAGGAUUACAUCUGAAGGGCACGACUCAACCAGGGCACGAGGACAGGCAAGUCUCCAGCAAACGCAAGUAUAGAUGAUAUUUGCAAGUAACUGUCGGUGGCUUAAGACCAUCACUAUCAACAAACUAUAUACAGACACCCUCAACAAUCAUCCUAGCUUGGCACGGGAGGUAACAUGAACAG